Molecule: messenger RNA, 3115 nt
Organism: Telopea speciosissima
Lineage: Eukaryota; Viridiplantae; Streptophyta; Magnoliopsida; Proteales; Proteaceae
Product: probable transcriptional regulator SLK2
Exons: 10
Coding region: 352-3045 (897 amino acids)
Biological process (GO): negative regulation of transcription by RNA polymerase II; positive regulation of transcription by RNA polymerase II
Cellular component (GO): nucleus; transcription regulator complex
Source: RefSeq, a predicted model, not a curated record
GCACCGUCGAACUCCGCUGCGAUGAGGUUGUUCCGGAGAAAACAAGACGAGACGAAUGCUUAGCUUUGUCCAGCUCGAUUCUCACUUCUCUACGACUUCUGUAACGAUUUUGUUGGACUCGAGCUCAUAGAUUCACGCUCUACCUCUGGUGGUACCACAUCGGCGAUAAAGUAAUAGUGGAUCUGUCUCCCCGGAGUAUUUUUCCGUGGGUCGUGUUCGAUUUAAGUGGCCUUAUUGGGGUUUCUUUAUGGUGGUUCAUUUGCUAAUUAUUCACGAGGGCUUUUAGGGCUGGCUCUGGAGAGUUACUUGGAUUCCAGCCACCAGUCUGGGGUGCCCCUUGUGGCACCGUCCAUGGUGGCUGGAGACAUAGCGCAGUCAUCCUCGAGCUCUGGCAUCUUUUUCCAAGGUGAUGGGCAGUCUCAAAUCCCAUUGAACUCACACUUGAAUUCAUCUUUGGGGAACUCGGCAAAUUCAAUUUCAAGAGGGCGUUCGAAUUUGGGUCCCGUCUCUGGGGACAUGAAUCGGACUGUCUUAAACAGCGCAGCAAACUCCGGUCCAAGUGUUGGGGCAAGUUCAUUGGUGACAGACGCCAACUCUGGACUUUCAGGUGGUCCUCAUUUGCAGAGAAGUGCAAGCAUAAACACAGACUCUUACUUACGCCCACCUGCGUCACCAAUGUCAUUCUCCUCUAAUAAUAUAAGCAUUUCAGGCUCUUCUGUGAUUGAUGGGUCCUCUAUGGUUCAGCAGGGCUCUUAUCAAGAGCAGGGUUCACAACAAGUACGGCAGAGGCAGCAGCAUCAAGGGGCUUCCUCUGCUACAUCCCAACCUCCAGCUCAAUCGAGUCCAGUUUCUGUUCCUAGUGGCCCACAGGUACCCAGCUCCUUGACCCAGGAGCCAAAUAAUAUAUCCCAGAUGCAUAAGAAACCCAGACAUGAUAUUAGGCAAGAACAUAUUUUGCAGCAGCAGGUUUAUCAACAGUUACUGCAGAGACCAGAUUUGAUUGGUCACAAUCCACAAUUACAAGCUAUGCUUCAGCAGCAGAGACUACGGCAGCAACAGCGGCAGCAGCAACAGCAACAACAACUUAUGCUGUCUCUGCCACAGAUGCAGCGAACCCACUUGCAGCAGCAGCAGCAGCAGCAACAACAACAACAACAGCUGCAGCAACAACAACAACACCAACAGCAACAGCAACAGCAACAGCUAAGACACCAUCUUCAACAACAGGGCUUGCAGUCCGUAUCUGCCAUGAAGCGCCCUUAUGAGAAUGGCAUAUGUUCUCGUAAGCUAAUGCAAUACAUAUACCAUCAUCGUCAUCGCCCAUCGGACAAUAGCAUAGUCUAUUGGAGGAAAUUUGUUGCAGAAUAUUUUGCUCCUCGCUCAAAGAAAAGGUGGUGUUUAUCGUUAUAUGAUAAUGUUGGACAUCAUGCCCUUGGUGUUUUCCCCCAGGCAGCUAUGGAUUCGUGGCAUUGUGACGUAUGUGGUUCUAAAUCUGGAAGGGGAUUUGAGGCAACUUUUGAAGUUCUUCCCCGGCUUAAUAAAAUCAAAUUCGACAGUGGUGUUAUCGAUGAGCUUUUAUUUGUGGACCUGCCGCGCGAAUGUAGGUUUCCUUCAGGAUUAAUGAUGCUGGAAUAUGGGAAAGCAGUUCAAGAGAGUGUUUAUGACCAACUUCGUGUUGUUCGUGAGGGUCAUCUUCGUAUAAUAUUCACUCCUGAUCUGAAAAUAUUGUCUUGGGAAUUCUGUGCACGGCGUCAUGAGGAACUUUUGCCUCGUAGACUGGUAACACCACAGGUGAACCAGUUACUACAGGUUGCACAGAAAUAUCAAAAUAGUGUUACUGAAAGUGGAUCUGCUGGGCUGUCAACUCAGGAUUUGCAGACAAACUGCAAUAUGUUCCUGACAGCUGGGCAGCAGCUAGCUAAGAAUUUGGAGUUACAGUCUCUGAAUGACUUGGGAUUUUCCAAAAGAUAUGUCCGGUGCUUGCAGAUAUCUGAAGUUGUAAAUAGUAUGAAAGACAUGAUAGAUUUCAGCCGGGAGCACAAUAUUGGACCUAUUGAGAGUUUGAAGAACUAUCCUCGACAGGCUGCUGCAGCCAAGUUGCAGAUGCAAAAGAUGCAGGAAAUGGAGCAGCUAGCAAGUGCUCAAGGUCUGCCUACAGACCGUAACAUGCUCAGUAAGCUAAUGGCAAUGCAUCCAAAUCCAUUGAACAAUCACAUGAACAGCAACCAUAUGGUUGGCGGUGGAGUCUUGAAUAGUUCAGCACAGGCUGUCGUUGCCCUGAGCAAUUACCAGAACUUGCUUAGACAGAAUUCUAUGAAUUCAAACUCUAAUGUUCUACAACAGGAGGAAGCUUCUAGUUCCUUGAGUGGUUCUAACCAGCCACAGUCUUCUCCGUUCCAAGGCACUGGGUCUUUGCCUUCAGUAUCCAUGCAGAGUGUACCAGUCAAUGGCUUGGCAAAUCCCCAUCAGCAGCAGUCGCUGAAUGCUAGCAAUAACCUAGUCAUCCAACAGAGCCAUCCUCAAUCCUCGCAAGCCAACAAGAGCUUACCACCGCACAUGAUCCAGCAGCUGUUGCAGGAGAUGAUUAAUAAUGGUGCUGGAGUACAACAGCAGCUGCCACAGCCACCAUCACAGCAGCAACAACCAUCACAACAGGUCCAUGGAGGGCAGAGUGCGAAUGGGAGUGUGGGGGACGAUGUGUUCCAUAGUGUCAAUGGAGCUGCAGGUGUUGGAUUGCAAAUGCGGGCUGGGGGCACCGGUAUGGUCAGUACAGGGGGGUUUGGGAACAACUCUGUCGUAACCCUUGCUUCCAACGCAUCUCCUGGUUCUGUGGGGAUGGCUCCAAACAGGAGUAACAGUUUCAAGGCUGCCUCCAACAGCAACUGCUCUGGGGUUGGUGGAAACAACAGCUAUAAUCAGAGAGCACAUGAUUUGCCCCAGAAUCUACGUCUGCCAGAAAUGGUCCAGGAUAUAUCUCAUGAAUUCACGGAAAAUGGAGUUUUCAAGAGUGAACCCAGGGACAUGGACUAUGGGUGGAAGGCUUGACUGACCAAGUAAAUAUUUAUUGUUGGGAAAGUAACCCUAUCAAGUAGUUUGUACAGGAGCUUGAAAGUCU